Molecule: messenger RNA, 1026 nt
Organism: Alexandromys fortis (reed vole)
Lineage: Eukaryota; Metazoa; Chordata; Mammalia; Rodentia; Cricetidae
Product: non-POU domain-containing octamer-binding protein-like
Exons: 1
Coding region: 1-1026 (341 amino acids)
Biological process (GO): regulation of DNA-templated transcription
Cellular component (GO): nucleus
Molecular function (GO): RNA binding
Source: RefSeq, a predicted model, not a curated record
AUGCCACUACGUGGAAAGCGGCUACGUGUGCGCUUUGCCUGUCAUAGUGCAUCUCUUACAGUCCGCAACCUUCUUCAGUAUGUGUCCAACGAACUGCUGGAAGAAGCCUUUUCUGUGUUUGGCCAGGUGGAGAGGGCUGUGGUCAUUGUGGAUGACCGAGGAAGGCCCUCAGGGAAAGGCAUUGUUGAGUUCUCAGGGAAACCAGCUGCUCGGAAAGCUCUGGACAGAUGCAGUGAAGGCUCCUUCUUGCUAACCACAUUUCCUCGGCCUGUGACUGUGGAACCUAUGGACCAGUUAGAUGAUGAAGAGGGACUUCCAGAGAAGCUGGUUAUAAAAAACCAGCAAUUUCACAAGGAGCGAGAACAACCACCCAGAUUUGCACAGCCAGGGUCCUUUGAGUAUGAGUAUGCCAUGCGCUGGAAGGCACUCAUUGAGACGGAGAAGCAACAGCAGGAUCAAGUGGACCACCGCAACAUCAAGGAGGCUCGUGAGAAGCUGGAGAUGGAGAUGGAGGCAGCACGCCAUGAGCACCAGGUUAUGCUAAUGAGGCAGGAUUUGACGAGGCGUCAAGAAGAGCUUCGGAGAAUGGAGGAGCUGCAUAACCAAGAGGUUAAGAAACGAAAGCAGCUAGAGCUCAGGCAGGAGGAGGAACGCAGGCGCCGUGAGGAAGAAAUGCGGCGGCAACAAGAAGAAAUGAUGCGGCGACAGCAGGAAGGAUUCAAGGGAACCUUCCCUGAUGCAAGAGAACAAGAGAUACAGAUGGGCCAAAUGGCUAUGGGAGGUGCUAUGGGCAUAAACAAUAGAGGAGCCAUGCCCCCUGCUCCUGUGCCAACUGGGACCCCAGCUCCUCCAGGACCUGCCACUAUGAUGCCAGAUGGAACUUUGGGAUUGAUCCCACCAACAACUGAACGUUUCGGCCAAGCUGCUACAAUGGAAGGAAUUGGAGCAAUUGGUGGAAAUCCUCCUGCUUUCAACCGUCCAGCUCCUGGAGCUGAAUUUGCUCCAAAUAAACGCCGCCGAUACUAA